AUGGUUCUGUCUGAGAUUUCUAGCAGUGAUGAAGAUUUUCAAAACUUUUAUGAUAAUGAAACUGGUGAAAUUGUACCAGAUUCUGAAUCUGAGCAAGAAAUUGACCCUUUAAAAGAAGUGCUAAGAAACAAGAUGUGGACUUACAAUCCAAGGGAGGACAUAGAAUUCAAGAAGGGACAACUAUUCACUAAUGUUGAUGCCUUUAGAGCAGCACUAAAGGAUUAUGUGAUCCAAAAAGAAUUUCCCAUCAAAAGGCUGAAGAAUGAGAAAAUCAGGUGUACUGCAAUCUGUGAUGUUGCUGGAUGUACAUGGAGGAUUCAUGCGUCCCCUAUAGCUGAUUCAGUAAUAUUUAUGAUUAAGACAUACACACCUGAACACACAUGUGUGAUGGAUAACAAAAAUCGUGAGACCACCUCUGACUGGAUGGCCAAGAAACUGCUAGCUGUGAUGAGAACCCAUCCGCACUUGUCAAAAAAGGACAUUGAAGUUGAAAUGCUAAAAUAUGGUGUGCAUCCUAGCAUACAGCAAGUGUAUAGAGCCAAACAAAAGGCAAGAGAAGAGAUUGAAAGCACACAUUCAGAAUCAUAUAGUAAACUGCCAAAAUAUGAUGUGCUUCUAAGGCAACAUAAUCCUGGUAGUAUUUGUAAGAUUCAUUAUGACAGAUCAAAUCUACUAGUUGAACCAAGGUUCCUGAGACUUUUUAUUAGCUUUAAAGGACAGAAAGAUGGAUUUUUAGUUGGUUGUAGAUCAUUUGUUAGAUUUGAUGGAUGUCAUUUGAAAGGUAGUUUUGGUGGAGUAUUGCUGACUGCUGUUACAUUGGAUGCUAAUAACAGCAUAUUUUCCAUUGCAUUUGCUAUUGUUAAUGGGCUGAAGUUUGCAUAUGAACAGCUGCUGUCAUUUGCAAUUGGAAGAUACUGUUGCAGACAUAUUUACAGUAACUUCAGGUCUCAGUUUCCUGGAAUGUUGCUGACUAGCUUCUUUUGGCAAGCUGCUAAAAGUUAUGAUGCAAUUGGAUUUAAUGAAACAAUGCAGAGAAUCAAGGACAUGAAUAUAGAAGCAUGGAGGUACUUAUCCAAGAUUCCAGUUUCUGCUUGGGCUAGACAUGCAUUCUCAAUAGAAAUGAAAUGUGACCAUGUCACAAACAACUUCACGGAAUCCUUCAAUGCUUGGAUUGGAGAUUUAAGGGGUCAACCAAUACUGACACUUGUUGAAGGUCUAAGGAAAAAAUUUAUGAAGAAAUUACACAAAAGAUAG
Messenger RNA from Coffea arabica (coffee), 1254 nucleotides. RefSeq lists its product as uncharacterized. The record is from RefSeq and is a predicted model, not a curated record. NCBI's taxonomy places the organism in Eukaryota, Viridiplantae, Streptophyta, Magnoliopsida, Gentianales, Rubiaceae.